Molecule: messenger RNA, 507 nt
Organism: Aspergillus japonicus CBS 114.51
Lineage: Eukaryota; Fungi; Ascomycota; Eurotiomycetes; Eurotiales; Aspergillaceae
Exons: 1
Coding region: 1-507 (168 amino acids)
Source: RefSeq, a predicted model, not a curated record
AUGCCUAGUCUUUCGACCUCGAUCGUUUCCGGUGUUGCCGUCCUCAUGGUCAUCGGAGGAGCUGCUGCGAGUGCCGUCCUUCCUCAAACUCAGACUCGAAACAUCACGGUGGCCUGCCCCGGCGGGCACUGUGACAGUGAGAGCUAUCGCUCCCUCCCUAUCAUGGCUCGAGGAGAUGCGGAGGGCUUCGUGGAUGCCACCGACGACGAGCUAGACUCGUCCGCGGACAACGAUGCCACUGUCGAUACCUGCUACAAUAGAUCCCAAUGCGAAGUGGGAUACACAUGCCUCAAUAGUCGUUGCACUCUGAGCUGCAUUACCGACAGUGACUGCUCCCGUCUGCAUACAUGUGCCAAUGGGACAUGCAUGGAUCCUCGUGGCGGAGCAUGCCUUUCGAACAGAAACCGCUGCACUCAUGACUACCAGUGCUGCUCCGGCCGAUGCGAUCGGUUUGCCUCUGUGUUCGGCAGCAAGAAGUGCAGAAGCUCCAUCAAAAUCUUUCCCUGA